Messenger RNA from Oreochromis aureus, 4897 nucleotides. It is a transcript of the gene tsc22d2, whose product is annotated as TSC22 domain family 2. The record is from RefSeq and is a predicted model, not a curated record. Gene Ontology annotation, biological process: regulation of transcription by RNA polymerase II. The transcript has 5 exons. Bases 740 to 2719 code for a protein of 659 amino acids. Lineage: Eukaryota; Metazoa; Chordata; Actinopteri; Cichliformes; Cichlidae.
CCAUCUUGUCGCGUAAGGAGAGCGGUGGGCAGGAGUUAGCUGCCCGUUAGCUCACAGCCGCCGUAGUAAAGUGGUUAUCUGUCAGCUAGUUGCUAGUAGCUGCUGCCAAAAGUGAGCUGUCCCCACGGCGAGAGGCAAACUUCGCCGACUUUGAGACGUUUUCUCCCCACGCUGCUGGAUUAUAUAUUAUUUUUUGACAAGCCGACGAGUUGUUUACAUCAUGAUGUCGCACAUGCUGGUGCCGAGGUAGGGAAAAGUCGCUAACAUCAGAUAACUUGGCUAACUGCUGAGAAGUACAUAUAUAGCCGAGAGAGGAGAGUGGUCUGAGAGACCGGGCCCGCCUCAGACUAAAGUACCGGUGGCAGCUGCUCAGCAAGAACUUUGACAAGGGCCCGUUUACAACUCCGCUGCCGGGACACAAGGAAGGCCGACCGUGUGUGUAUGUGUAUGAGAGAGUGUGUGAGAGGGAGAGAGAGGCCGGGAGAAGGAGAAGAGCUUCGGCCCGUCUGCUGCGACCGGACACCGCGGAAACGUUGCGGGACUCCUGUCGGGGUCUGGCCUCGGUUGUAACACAUUUUUUUGCUCGGACAGGAGGGAGAAGAAAGAGGAACGGUAUGGAAAUGUACUGUGACGGUACGUGUCUGUGUCAAAUCCUUUAUCUGUGAACACUUAGCAAGAGCAGUAAGCGCAGCACUUGGUUUCAUCUGGAAGCUGACAGAACUUGACGCAGUUAGUCAACAUGUCGAAAAUGCAGGCGAAGAAGAAAAGUUGUUUCCAGAUCACGAGUGUAACGCAGGCUCAGGUGGCGGCGAGCACCAUCCCUGACGACGCCGAGAGCUUGGACGAUCCGGACGAAUCCCGGACGGAGGACGUGUCGUCGGAAAUAUUUGACGGCUCUCGGGACGAACUGGGGGUGUGUGACAGGAGUUCAUCCGAGGAAACCUUAAGCAAUGCCGGGGAGUCUCAGGAGGGCCAUCUGCCUAACACGGGUCCUGUCAAUGGGGGGCUCUCUCAUAAUAUCAGUAUAGUCUCUGGGCGUGCUACCCCACAUAGUGUUGGAGGAAGUGUGGGCAUGCAAGCUACAGCUCAGCCCUUUGUUUCAGGCUCAGCCACCAGUGCGGUCCCUGGUUCCACUGUAUCUAGCAGUGCUGCUCAGACAGCUCCCGUGAGCACCAACUUUACUUCCCGUUUCAGAGUCAUCAAACUUGACCAUGGUACUGGAGAGCCCUUCAGACGGGGCAGGUGGACAUGCACUGAGUACUAUGAGAGAGAUUCAGAUUCAACUAUUAAUCGGAGUGACAGUAUAAAGUCCACUGUGACUCAUGACCACAGUUUAGACCGGGACAGUGGAUUAGGAGCCACUGGUAAUUCUGUCUUCAUUAGCAGUUCUCAGACUUUGGACACCACCACGGAGAGCGGCUACUCUGCCUCUGUUGGGAACCCCGCCCACCCACACCCUUCAGAGUCUUGGCAGCAAGGCUACAGCUUGGCUUCUCAGAUAGGAAGCGGAGCAAGUGCCUUCCAACCCACGGGGUACACAACUUCAUCAUCACAGCAACCACACCAGGCUCAGGUUAAUAUGUCGCCUGUAGCUGCCCAGACCUUCCCCUCUAACAGCUUCAAUGGUGUGCACCAAUCUACAAUGCAGCAGAAUACUCCCAUGCCUGCUGCCCCACAGGCCCAGCAGUUUCCUUACUCAACUCAUCAGCCCCACUUUGGCUCGAGCGCUCAGAACCUUCCUGUGACUUCCAUCGCUGUAGGGCCUCCAACUAGACAAGUGUCCCCGCCUGUAAUGACCCCUACUGGUCCUGGAUCAGUGGUGCCGGGUGGAGAAGCAGCUUCAGCACAGGGCCUGCCGCUGCAAGCUGGUGGCGCACCAUCUAUGGUAGCCCCCUGUCAGGCCGCCAGUCAGACUCAGCCUUCAGGAGGGUUAGGCAUUGCUCCUGCACCUUCCACCACCACUACCUCUCACAGCGGUGGCCAUAAUGUGCCUUCCACAGUGCCCAGUAUAGCCAACACUUCUCCAGGUGUGCCAAGUCCCGGACACCCAGGAGGACUUGUCCAGCUCCAGGGAGCUCACGGAGGAGCCACAGUAGGCCUUCCCCCUGUCUUCAGUAACCAGCCAGAUGAUAACGGACCGAAUACUGAUGCCCUACCUCAGCACAGUGCCGGUGUGGUGCCAGAGAAAGAUGGUGUGAAGCCUCUCAGCGAGGGCCCUAACCUGGCCUCUCCUGCUGUCAACAACCUGUUUGGCAUCCAUAUUACCAUGGAUAUGGACGGGGACAGGAACCCGUCCACUGCUUUCUACCAGGCUUUCCGGCCUAGCCGAUUACGAGGGUCAAAGCCCAUCAACGAUAGACAAGAGCUGAAGCACAGUGCAUCGGGAGCCAGCGUCGUUGCCAUCGAUAACAAGAUUGAGCAGGCAAUGGAUCUGGUGAAGAGUCACCUGAUGUAUGCUGUUCGUGAGGAGGUGGAGGUGCUGAAGGAGCAGAUCAAGGAGCUGUACGAGAGAAACUCUAUGCUGGAGCGCGAGAACGCCGUGCUGAAGUCGCUGGCCAACUCGGAGCAGCUCAGCCAUCUGACCAAUCAGCUCACCCAUGGCAGCAGAUCGCCGCCGCUGCAGCAGCAACACCCGCUCGUCACAAACAGCACCCCCUCUCUGGUUCACCACGAGGGGAGCCAGAGCGUCCCUCAUCAGCCCAACAUCACCUCAGCGUGAUUCCCUCUUUAUAAACUGUCAGAAACACACGUCCCACGGACAGGAGUCUGUUAGCAAAGGCAACAACUAACUACUACCGUCCCCUUAACCCCAUACAGCAAAUGGACUCGGCUCUGUGUUCAAAGUGCUCCACUUGAGGACAAAUCAACAAAGCAACAUCUGUGUUUGUCACUGAGAGCCGUGUUUCAGCGUGUGCUGAUGUCAUCAGGCCUUCACGUUAUUUAAGACAUUUACCAUCCUGUGCAAAGUCUUAUUCAGGCCUUGUGUUUGGCUGCAACAGAGCUGAAAAAGGAGGAGAUGAGGGGCAAAUGGGUGGGGGGUGAGCAGGGCAGCCAUUGUGCAUUUAAAAAAAAAAGAGAAAAGAAACAAAAACCAACAACUGCAUGUUGAUGUUGUGUAGGGGAUGGCGGGGGUCAGAGGGCACAGAGAGCUGGAUUUGUUGGGGCAACAAAUGGGGGAAGACAGCAGCGUGUCCCUGCCAGGGUCCAGAGGGGUGACGAGGAUCCUUGGAAACAUCCAACAGAGACUGACCUCCCAGUGUCUGCACCCAACGUCACUGCAGGGCUGGAAGAGGCCAAGAGUGCAGAGAGGGUGAUGGAGAGGUGGUUUGGAGGAUAUGUCCUCCCUGAGCGCAAGAGGACGCCACCGGCAGGCGGCUCAGCUCGAGCGGAUUGAGCCGACAGCCUCGGCUUGUUAUAUGCUGCAUCGAAAAAGCUUGUGUUGUUCUCAGAGCCACCAUACGUUUGACAUGAAUCAUAAUAAAUUUUCAUUAGUUCAGUUUUAGUAUUUGCGUUUAUUUAUUUCAGGGCUGCUAUUUUCAUAAUGUAAAUGAACAAUGUCAUGGAGAUGCUUAUUAAAAAACAAAAAAGAAACCUUUUUUUUUCUUUUUGGUCUUUUGGUAUUUAGAAUCUGUCGGGUAUUAAAUUUGAUAGAUUCUUGCAACUUGUAGUUCUCAACAGGUAGGCAAUAAGUUUCCAAAAAAAUAGACUUCUUUUUUUUUUGCCUCUUCAUGAAAUAGUGCUAACACUAAAGCUGCGCUUACAUUAGAUGAAAUCCAGGUUGAAUGUAUAUUUUGUAAAGUGUAAAGUAUUAAGAGCAUGGGCAGUUUGUACGGGAGAACACCUGUUGUUUAAGAUAAGUAAUAUGUGAUGGGAUGUUUUGAUAAAGAAAACUGUUGAUUAACUUUUUUCUAGACUUUCUUCGUCAAAACGAAAUGAAUUUGCUGGGUUUGGCUUUGGGGGGGAUGAAAAGCUGUGAAAAUUGUUUGACCUACUUUAUAACCAAAGACACAAAGCUGUGUAAGUCUUUCUUUUCCUUUCCAAUCCUUUUUUUUUUUUUUUUUAAGAAAACGCGCACUUAUAUAUUUUUUUUUUCUACUCUCUCCUUCCUUGUGCUUCUUUGUUGCCAUUUUGCAUAUUCUGCGUGAUCUGUAAUCAAACCACUUUGGUACCUCAUAGUUUUUAUCCAGAACUCUUGUUUUUCUGUUGAAUGAAAAUCUGAAGGUUUCUGAGAGAGAAAAUGGAUAGGAGGUUGGAGUAAGUAGCUGAUGGUGUGAGUUAGAAGAAGAAUGGAAGGAAAAGUCUGGUGCAUGAGGCGGGAAAAGGAGCAGUCUUUGUUUUCAUCCAAAUGCUGUUAAAUUUCAUAUGCAUUGCGAAGGGUUUGUUACAUUGCAGAGUUUGAUGAAUGCACCAUUUAAUUGUAAUGCACAACAGUUUGCUUACAGUGGAAAAAACACAAAAACUAAACAGCAAUACUUGCAGCAAAAUGAAACAAUCCAAACUAUUAAACAUUUCUCACUUUCAAGCUGGAACUCAAUCAGCUGUGUAUGAGCAUAUUAUGGGAUAUCCUGUCUGUAAUCGCGUCUUUUGUGCCUCCUCUGCUGACGCUUGCUGUCAGCAGGCCAUCGGCGUCUUUCUCUGUGGCUUAGAACCAAAUUGCUUGGUAAUUGUACAAUCAGUCAUUUUUCUUUUCUUUUUUGGCAAAUGGGCUUCUCUUUUUUUUCUGUUCUUUCAUUUGAAGGAGAUACCGUGUACAUGCCAAAUGUACUGUAUGAAAGUGAUCACUGAGCCUUGGAGAAAAUAUCUUAACGAUGCCCUUGUAAUGUGCUGUUCAGACAAUUUUAGUUUUCGGUCAACGACAACAACAAAAAAAAAAUAAUAAAUUACUGUUUUAUUAUGA